Molecule: messenger RNA, 1263 nt
Organism: Galendromus occidentalis (western predatory mite)
Lineage: Eukaryota; Metazoa; Arthropoda; Arachnida; Mesostigmata; Phytoseiidae
Product: DDB1- and CUL4-associated factor 8
Exons: 8
Coding region: 22-1263 (413 amino acids)
Cellular component (GO): cytoplasm; Cul4-RING E3 ubiquitin ligase complex
Molecular function (GO): protein binding
Source: RefSeq, a predicted model, not a curated record
AUUCCGAAAUGUCCGAAACCCAUGCAUAAAUGGAGUGCCUUGCUAGAAUUCAAUCGUUUCCAAACGUGUGGUAAAGCACGCACCUAUCGGCGGAGAUGCUACGGUAAUUUACACAUGGCUCAGAGACUCGAGCUGAUGGCGAAAUUGGAGGGUCAUUGGGAAUGCGUGAACUCACUGAAUUUCAACGCCGAGGGGGAUCUCUUAGUCUCGGGAUCGGAUGAUCUCCAGUGUCAGCUUUGGGAGUGGCAGAGCCAGAAGCUACUCACUUCGUUCUCAUCGCGUCAUCGGAGCAACGUCUUCCAAUCGAAGUUCAUGCCCCACAAGAACAAUCAAACCAUCAUCACAUCUUCUCAUGACGGAUCCAUUAGAAUACACCAGCUUGACGAAGCCGGAAGCCGGGGCGUCGAUUCGCGCAAGAUUGGCUUCCAUCGAGGACCUGUACACAAAAUAGCUAUGCACCCCGCUCUACACGAGACAAUCUUGACAGCUGGGGAAGACGGUUGCGUUUUGAAUAUAGACAUCCGUCUCCCAAACCCAAUCAACGUGGUCACUGUGAGGAGCGCAGGCCAGCCUGUAGGCCUUUACAGCAUCGCAAUCAAUCCUCUCCGCCCAUCAGAAUUCGUCACAGGCGGCAAGGAUCAGUUCGUUCGCGUUUUUGAUCGACGGAACGCAAAACCGGAUGAUUUUGUCCGAGAGCUCUGCCCAGAUCAUCUAGUGAGUACGCGGAUUCGUUGCGACGACGCGUCUUUGUCCGUGUCGGAAGCGGUAUACAAUUUCGACGGAACCGAGAUUCUUGCCAGUUAUUCAGACGAAGAUAUUUAUUUGUUCGCGAAUGACAUCUCGACAAUUGAGGCUAAGGGUACAGAAAACUCCUAUCUCCACCAAUAUCAAGGACAUCGAAACAACGACACCGUGAAAGGCGUGAAUUAUUUCGGACAGCGAAGCGAGUUCAUCGUUUCGGGCUCAGAUUGCGGACAUAUUUACAUCUGGGACAAAGAAUCGUCGCACAUAGUCAAUUUUCUCUUUGGUGACGAAGACGGUGCUCUGAAUUGUGUCGAGCCCAAUCCCACCGCUCCUUUCUUGGCAACCUCAGGUUUCGAUCACAACGUGAAAAUAUGGGCUCCAUCGGCCGAAGAAGAGCCUAGCCUACAGGAGGUUCGCGAGCACACCAUACAGAAUAUGAGGCAGCGGCAUCAAAAUCUCAUCCGCGAUUAUUGUGAGUACUACAUCCGGCUGCGGAGACGUCAGAUGAAUGAUUUCUAG